GAAAGUCGAGUAAGAGUGAACUCAAAGUGUUCCACGCAACAGGGUAGCGGCUUGGGGCGGCCCAUCCAAUUCAUAUUCCACUACGUCACUGAGUCAUAACCUGUGGACAAUAGCGGCCUAUUGUGGCCAGGACGACUCCCUUGUGUCCCGCGGGAAUAUACAGCAGAUUCACAAUAGCUGUUGCUUCUGUUUCGUAUCAGUGUGUAUGUGUGUGUGUAGCAAACAGGACUGUUUAGAACGGUGGUGUCGUACCCAACACUUCGAUCGCGGGACACAACGCUGUGUGAGAGAGUCGUGCCAUCACUCUACGUACAGACAUGCUGUUAUUCCAGUCGGUAGCAGCGCGGUGUCUGUGGUCUUGCGUCCUGGCCGGCGUCUUCUGGCGAUCAGCAGCGCAAUUUCCGAGCCUACCAGAUCCCAAUGCUGCACAGUAUAACUGUCCAGAAGGCUGGACCUAUAACACAGGCUCUUGCUAUCGUCUGUUGAACAUAACACUGUCUAGGAAUAAUGCACAAGGAGCUUGUGCAAGGUAUGGUGCAAGGUUAGCAGAUGUACAAGGCUAUGGUGAGACCAGGUUUGUCAGCAGCCUGGUCAGUCAAGCAGGAGCAGAUGUAACAGAUGUUUGGAUUGGCUACAAGCUGGACAACAGUGAUGGCAGGUAUGCUGGCCAGUGGGCACCUAACCAGCCUAACCCUGACCUGUCAUGCACCAGUGUCAGUGUACAGGAAGCCCAGUGGUACACCAGACCAUGUCAGACAUCUUUGUUUGGUGUGUGUAAGGCUGACGCCUGUUUACAAGGCCAGUUCAGGUGUGUGAGUGGCAGGUGCAUCCCAGGUGCAGCCAGGUGUGACGGCACGCCCGACUGUGAGGACGGGACAGACGAAGUGAACUGUGCUGGCUGCGGGGGGACUCUGACAGGAACGUCUGGGACCAUCCAAAGUCCUGGUUAUCCACAGGAGUACAACACCUCCUUAGAUUGCCUCUGGAUCAUACAGACUGAAGAAGGACAACGUCUUAACCUGACAUUCAAGGACUUUGAGUUGGAAGAUGAACUGGACACGCUAACAAUCUCAAGUCAACCAUUCAGAGAGGAAACAUCGACGCUGCUUAGCGGUGACACCUCCAACCCUGGCAGUAUUGUUAUCUCCUCCAACAUUGCUCUGGUUAGGCUGCGUACGGACUGGAAUGGAGCUGCAAGGGGCUUCCAACUGGACUGGCAGGCUUUUGAAGUUGGUGGCUGUGGUGGACAGCUGACCGUGUCUCCAGAAGUGGAUAUUGCCCUCCCGGGUGCCCCUGGGCUGGACUGUGAGUGGGUCCUGUCUGCACCAGCUGGGGAUGUCAUCACUCUCACUCUGCAGAAUGGACAACUUGCAGGACACGACAGCUAUGUGGAGAUAUAUGAUGGAGAGUCAACCGCUGCCCCUUCCCUGGGAAAGUUUGGUGCAGGCCACAUCUCAGGAAUUGUCACUGGCACCAGUAACAAGAUGGCCGUCAAGAUGAUCACGUCCAAUGCCAAACAGCAAGGACUGACGGCCAGGGCUGUCACAGGCUGCCAGUUGACCCUGUCUGAUGUUGUCUACGGCAAACUCAGCAUUGGGACUGACCCGUACAAGUCUGGGGUGGACUGCACGUACACGGUCCAGUCCAGUCAGAGCCAGCCCUUACUGCUGUCACCAGGGGACAUUGAUGAGGGAGAUGUACUCCAGGUACAACCUGAUGAUGGUUCUGCUGUCAAUUACAACAACAACAACCUUCCCCCCUCCAUCCGCGCUGAAGGUGGUACCUUCCGUAUCAACUACGUCAGUGAAGGGAACCCGCUAAUGGCCACCUUUUCUGUGGAUUGCCCUGAUCCACAGACAGUACUGUCAGGUAGUACAGAGCCAGUGACCAUCGUAGGGAACAGCACAGAGUAUGGUGCGGUGGCUAAGCUGAGGUGCCGCGAUGGGUACGUGUCAGACCACUUCAAUGGAUCCCUCACACUGCAGUGUAGGAAUGGUGGAGUAUGGAAGGAGGUCAGCACUGCAAAACUGAUGGACAUGGCCAUACCAGAUGGUCUCUGUAAAGCGCUGGAUUGUGGAGAGCCCCCUGUCAUCCCUCAAGGGUACUACAUAAAGAGUGGGGAGACAAUGUUUAGGAGCUCCAUGACUUACACAUGCUUCUCAUCGGAGCUCAUGCUGAUCGGUGACAGCAACAUCACCUGUCUAGAAAGUGGACAAUGGUCCCAGCCUCCUCUAUGCCAGGACCCUGCCUGUGCACUCAGUGUCAGGGAUGGUACAUUGAUGGUGGAGAGAGGGGACCGGCGAGCGGACCAGUUCUCUAGUGGAGCAGUGGUCAAGGUCAAGUGUGAUCCUGGGUUUGAACCCAAUGGGACAGACGAAUCAUUCUGUCAACUUGGCACAUGGAAACACAACAAAGGAUCUGCACCACAGUGUAAAAGAAGGAAAUGUGCCAUGCCAUCAAUGGAAAACCUCGAUGUCAACCCUAUGGAUGAGUAUUACGCUGGGGACAUGGUCAUUUUCAACUGUUCAACUGGAUACAGCCCCAACUCCACUGAUAACCUCACCCUGACAUGCAAUAAUGAUGGCGUCUUUGUUGGAAGUUCCACCAACUGCACAGAUGUAGAUGAGUGCUCAGCUGGCCGCCACCAGUGCAGCGACAACACUGUGUGUGUGAAUACAGAAGGAAGCUACUGGUGUCAGUGCCUACCUGGAUACUACAAGGAUCAACCAAUGGACAGGAUGUGUGUUGAUAUGGAUGAAUGCGCUGUCAACAAUGGAGGCUGCAGUGAUACUUGCACCAACUUUGCCGGCGGACACAACUGCACCUGUACCAGGCCUGGCCACCAACUGUUCACCUUCAACGGACAGUAUGGAGUCAGUGUCAGGGAGGGAGAAACUGGAUACGAUGUAACAGAUAUACUCAGAUUCAACCAGAGCUGUGUCUCUGUUCCAUGCGGACCUUUACCCAACCUGACCAACGGAUUCUACAAUGAUUUCAAAUCAGGCUCGUAUUUCUACGGCGACAACAUCACAUACCACUGUGAGAAGGGUUACAUGAUGACUGGAGAUCCGACCUUUACCUGCGGAAUGGAGACAGAGAAUGACCUUCCCACCUGCAAUGUUGCCCUUUGCCCCACGCUGGAAACAAUCAAGAACGGGACAGUGAGUGCACCAACCCGCCCUGCAUAUGGCAGCAACGUAACCUACACGUGUGACGAAGGCUUUGUCCUGGUGGGCAGUGGUACCAGGUACUGUGACAACAUUGGUGCCGGGGACAACGUCACGUAUGGGUGGACUGGGAUGCAGCCCAUGUGUCACUUGGUAGACUGUCUGGGCCUGCCCCUCCCACCCGGUGGACUGUUGCUGAACACCAGCAGCCCCAACACCACCUACGGCAGCGUGCAGACGGUUGGCUGUCUGCCUGGUUUCCAGCUGCGGGGAGAUAAGCAGCACGUGUGUCAGGCCAGUGGGAGGUGGAGCGGCAAUGCCACGCGCUGUAUUCCCACAUCAUGCCCAGAUCCAGGCACCCCAGCGGGGGGACAGCAGGAUGUGAGUAACUACGAUGUCGGAACUGUGAUGACUUUCAGCUGUAACAGGACAGGCUAUGGACCGUCCCACUCCCAAGGACUGCUCUGCCAUCUACCAGAAGGUGCUGUGGAUCCAGUGUUUAAUGGCACCAUACCUGAAUGUGUUGAUGUGGAGCCACCAGAUUUUGGAGACUCUUGUCCCCCACAGAUCAGUGUGGACCUGGGACCAUAUGGAUUUCUGCCCACAGUUUUUUACCCUCCUAAUGCCACAGAUAACUCUGGAGAACAGAUACAGGUAAUUUCAGACCCUCCUGGGUUCUUUGGCAUUGACCUCCUACCAAACGACACUGAUGUCCUGAUGUUCAAGGCCACAGAUACGUCCAACAGGACAAGUGUGUGUGCUAUUCAGCUGGUCGUCAAUGAUGUUGUGCUACCGACCAUUGAAUGCCCCACAAACCAACCGGUCCCCUUCAAUGGGACAUCAGCAACGUACCAGCUGACUGCCAUUGCCACUGACAAUGUCCAGAUUGCCAGGAUCACGUACCAGCCUGCUGCAGAUGGAGUGAUUAGAUAUGGAGAAGUGGUGUACGUGCAGGCCACAGCAUACGACACGAGCAACAACAAUGCCUCCUGUGUCUUCACUGUCCAAGCCAGAGCUCCAGCCUGCUCUGAAGAUUCUCUGUACAUACCAGAGUCUGUGCAGAAGAACUACAUGGGACUUGUACAAGCAGACAACGUCUACAAGUACGAAGUGUCCUGUCCACAGUCCAUGGCAUUUGCAGAAGGAGACAUUGAGGAGACAACUCGCACCUACACCUGUACUGUAGAGGAUGGGUGGCAGAUAGAGGGUCGGACAGCCAGCUAUGUUCCAGGAUGCACAGACAAAACAGCUGCUGACCAGCAGAUGGGCUUCAUGGUCACCAUGGCAACAACCAAUGCGAACAUCCCGUCCGCCUGCGCGAGCCAUUACCAGACAUCCGUGAGCAGCUACAACAUCGAAGACAACCUACAGGCAAACCUUCAGCAGAAAUGUCGACAAAUCCCUGUUCCUGAUGUCACUGUGCUGCUCACAGGACACAGUGUGAGCCUUCAGCAAUCAGAUCUGACAAUCAAUUUCACCAUCCGAGUCAGCCCCAACUCUGCAAGCACGCCCGAGGAUCACGUGAUCUCCUGCCUGACGUCACUGCGUAAUACGAUAGCUGGCGUACCGGGGGCAGAGGUUCCUGAACCAAACACUUCUUACCGCUUCAGGACUUGGCUGGACAAUGUGCAGAGUGGAACAGUUGGAGGCACACAGUGCCCCAGCCUGACCCGUGCAGCGGCCCCAUCAGUGGCACCAGAGUACCUGAGGGACGGGGAUUCGCAGAGCGCUGCUGUCUGUAACAUAGGGGAGAGUCCUGUCAGUGGAUUCUGCUUGCCAUGUACACCUGGGACGUACCAGGCUGUCCUGAACGGCCCGUGCAUCAGCUGUCCCGCAGGGUCAUACCAGAACACCAGCAGGGCUGUCAGCUGUCACAGCUGCCCACCUGCCACCUGGACAGCCAGGCACAACAGCUGGUCCAGGGAUGCCUGCGUUGACACGUGUCCGAUGGGUCAGUACUCCACCACCAGAGUCUCUCCUUGUGACAGCUGUCCACGGGGAACAUACUCCGGUCAGCUGGGAACUGAGCGCUGCACCAACUGUCCUAACGGGACCACUACUUUGGAAGUUGGGCAGACGAGUAUAUAUGCUUGCAGACGUGGGUAA
This is a messenger RNA of Branchiostoma floridae (Florida lancelet), 5273 nucleotides long. RefSeq names its product sushi, von Willebrand factor type A, EGF and pentraxin domain-containing protein 1-like. NCBI's taxonomy places the organism in Eukaryota, Metazoa, Chordata, Leptocardii, Amphioxiformes, Branchiostomatidae. The record is from RefSeq and is a predicted model, not a curated record. The transcript is spliced from 32 exons. The coding region runs from base 318 to 5273 and encodes 1651 amino acids. Gene Ontology annotation, molecular function: calcium ion binding; protein binding.